Molecule: messenger RNA, 714 nt
Organism: Vicugna pacos (alpaca)
Lineage: Eukaryota; Metazoa; Chordata; Mammalia; Artiodactyla; Camelidae
Gene: COX6B2
Product: cytochrome c oxidase subunit 6B2
Cellular component (GO): mitochondrion; respiratory chain complex IV
Source: RefSeq, a predicted model, not a curated record
GCGCCUGGAUGCCUGUGUGUGUGUGUGACUGUGUGCACCAGCCCCAAGAAGGGCGUUGGGCUGGAGGUGGGACCUGGGUGGUCCACACCGACCCGGCCCCUGUCUCAAGACGUUCCCUGCAGCGCAGCGGCUCCCAUUGGCUGGGGUCCCGGGGGUCCCAGCCAAUCCGGCAGAGGGGUCGUUUUUCCUGGGCUGGGACCCUUGAGACUCAGAAACGAGGGGCACCCCGGACGGAGCCACAAACUCAGCUGACCCAGUGACCCGCUGACAUCAGCCUGGAGCUGCCAGCCUCGCGGAUGUUGGAUGUUGAUUGCCAGGUGCCCUCCAUGGGGAGAUGGCCGACGCCACCCUUCGACCCACGCUUCCCCAACCAGAACCAGACCCGCAACUGCUACCAGAACUUCCUGGACUACCACCGCUGCGUCAAGAACAUGAACCGCCGCGGGAAGAGCACACAGCCCUGCGAGUAUUACUUCCGCGUGUACCACUCGCUGUGCCCCAUGAGCUGGGUGCAGCGCUGGACCGAGCAGAUCAAGAACGGGACUUUCGCUGGCAAAAUCUGACUGCCUGAGCGCGGCUCCUCCGAGGGAUCAGCCCCAGUGACACCCUCCGCAUCCUCUCGUCUCUCGGAGAAUGGACCCUACCACCCCAACACCCGCCCUCGCCGCCGACCCCAUCUCUAAGCCGCAAAUAAAGCUGUUAUCGCUGAUCUUU